UUGCCCUUUUACUUAAUUAACCCUUAAAAGAAAGGAAAAGAUGAAAACCCUUCUCCAUCUGUGCUAAUGUUCGUAGUUGAUAGCCUAAUCGCCCGUACCUUUCUCUCCAAAGAUCACAGCAACUUUCACGAGCAGUGGAUUGGCGGUAGGUAAAAGCGAAAACCCAACUUACAGCUCGACUUUCAUAUUCAGGGAAGCUAUUUUAGUUUCAGAAAAAUGGAUCCAUUAUCUCAGUUUUUAUUGGCAAUUCUCUUUUUCCAUAGCUCAGAAUACAUUUUAGCUGCUGCCAUUCAUGGGAUGUCAAAUGUUAAUGUCAAAUCACUUCUUGUCAGUAAAGAAUAUGUUUUAGCCAUGGUCUUCGCAUUGCUUGAAUACUUUUUUGAACUCCUUUUAUUCCCUGGACUGAAAGAACAUUUUUGGGUUAGUAAUCUAGGGCUUGCAAUGCUUGUUGUAGGAGAAAUUGUAAGGAAAUUGGCUAUUGUAACUGCUGGUCGGUCUUUUACACAUUUAAUUAGGGUUUAUCAUGAGGACCAUCAUAAGUUGGUUACCAGUGGAGUUUAUGCCUUUGUUCGUCAUCCGAGUUAUUGUGGUUUCCUGAUUUGGUCAGUUGGUACUCAGAUAAUGCUUUGUAAUCCUAUAGCCACUGUUGGUUUUGCUGUUGUUGUUUGGCGGUUUUUUGCGGCGAGGAUUCCUUAUGAGGAAUAUUUUUUGAGGCAGUUUUUUGGGGCGGAUUAUGAGGAGUAUGCUCGAAGAGUUCCUUCUGGGGUUCCAUUUGUGAUGUGAUAAGCUUAUUUUGGGUUAGUAGUUUGGGGCUUGGUCUUGUUUAAGUAGUAGUAGUUAAUAGAAAAUUUUCUAUUCUGACUGUGGCUAGUCAUUUGAGCAUUUGAUUAAGUUAUGGUUUACCAUUUGGAACAUUUCAAACUGGUUAGAUGUAGCUUGUUGAUUGUUUCAUCCUACGGAUCAUUAAGGUUUCUUUGUUUGGUAAGUUUGUAAUCAGAUAACACUCUGUAAGGCAGUUCUUUGCAAAGUGGAUCCCUUAUGAGUGGCCUUUCCUUAAAGCAAAAUUUGGGGCAGGUUAUGAGUAUGUUUGAAGUGUUUGUUCCGGGGUUCCAUUUGAUUAGUGCAUUGUGUUAGUAUGAUUAGCAUUGGCUUUUAUAAGUUUUUCAAGGGAAAGGAAAAUUAUUUCUGUUAAAGGUAUAAAAUACUAUGAGAAGCAUCGUAAGUUUGUUAGACAGAGUUCAUGGAUCCUUCGUCACCAAGGGAAUAUAAGGUUUAUUUGUUUGGUAAGUGGGUACUCAUAAAAUGUACCUAUUCUUUAUGUUGCUCAGAUUCGGAUGUGAGUUCCGCACACUUAUGUUCAAUUUUUUUCUUGUAUGUGGAGGGUUUGUUGAUUGUAUGAGAAGGGUUGGCAUUGGUUUGUAAAUGCUUUUCAAGUCAGCAAAAUGAAAUUUCUUUUGAUUAAGGCGUAGCUUUCCCUGAUAAACAUCAUAAGUUGUAGAGACAGGACUCAUGGAUUCGUUCAUCAUCCAGGUCAUAAGAUUUCGUUGUUUGGGUAGUUGCUACUCAGAUUAUGCUCUGUAAUCCUGUUUUAAUUAUUGUUUUGCUGUUGUGGUUUGGCUGUUCUUUCCAAAGAGGAUCCCUUGGGAACGGCUUCUCUUUUGAUGCAGAUAAUGAGGAAUAUGAUUGAUUGUUUGUUCUGGCUUGGGGUUCCAUUUAUGAAGUGAUAAUUUGUGGAUUGUGUUAGUUGUAGGGAAGUUGCACCAUCACACUGCAUUUUGUUCUGAAGGAUCCGGUACCUAUAUUGGACCCUUUCAGGAUCCUUUUAAAAUAUGCAAAAACUAUGAAAAAGUGAAACCUGUGUCAAAGAAGUGUAUCUGACACUCAUAAUUGAAUCCGAAUAAACGUAGAUAGGGCUGAUAUUGAUUCCUCACUAGGAAAAUCGGAACCAAUUGUAUAAUUACUAAGGGAUUAAAGCUUCAUGUCUUUUGCUGUAUGUGUUUGUUUUUUUUUCUCGGCACUUCUUUUAUGUAAGUUUAUAGAGUUCAUGAAAUAUAUAUAUACAUGGAAAUGGUUACUCAUCCAUGUAUACUUGGAUAA
This is a messenger RNA of Gossypium arboreum, 2097 nucleotides long. RefSeq names its product protein-S-isoprenylcysteine O-methyltransferase A-like. Gene Ontology annotation, cellular component: membrane; endoplasmic reticulum. The coding region runs from base 217 to 783 and encodes 188 amino acids. Lineage: Eukaryota; Viridiplantae; Streptophyta; Magnoliopsida; Malvales; Malvaceae. Gene Ontology annotation, biological process: C-terminal protein methylation. Gene Ontology annotation, molecular function: protein C-terminal S-isoprenylcysteine carboxyl O-methyltransferase activity. The transcript has a single exon. The record is from RefSeq and is a predicted model, not a curated record.